Molecule: messenger RNA, 1407 nt
Organism: Hippocampus comes (tiger tail seahorse)
Lineage: Eukaryota; Metazoa; Chordata; Actinopteri; Syngnathiformes; Syngnathidae
Product: phospholipase ABHD3-like
Exons: 9
Coding region: 166-1374 (402 amino acids)
Biological process (GO): medium-chain fatty acid biosynthetic process; medium-chain fatty acid catabolic process
Molecular function (GO): monoacylglycerol lipase activity; acetylesterase activity
Source: RefSeq, a predicted model, not a curated record
AAGUGGCUCAUUCCGUUAGUCAAGCGGAGGGCGGGUGCCAUUGUCAGCGUCUAACGGGACAAACUGGGUAAUCUGAUUUGAAUUCUCAUGUGUCGCUUAAUCGCUCAUUAAUGUCGAACGCUGGUUUCUUUGUUUAUUCAACUGCUUCAUAUUGAAGUCGCCGUCAUGCUAUUGGCGCUGUUGGACCUGUGGACGGUCCAUUGGGAGUUGGUCUCCAGGGUUGACACCGUACUGCUUUGCUCCCUCACGGCCGCCCUCUGCUACCUGUGGGGCCGCAAGAGUCAGAGGCCAUUGCUGGUGUGCGGCAAGAACUUCCGUGACUUCCUCGAGGAGCACUGUCCCGCGGUGACCGAGACCUUCAGCCCGACCCCGUGGUGCUGGGGAGGCCGUCUUCAAACCGUACUAUGUUUCCUCAUCAAGUCCAGACCGCACGUCGCUUAUCGCAACGAGCGUAUCCGCACGGCCGAUGGCGGUCAGAUCUCGCUGGACUGGGAGGACAACGACAGCAGCGCCGCCUAUCGGCGAGCGUCCACGCGGCCCACCGUCCUCAUCCUGCCGGGCUUGACUGGCAACAGCUCGCAGUCUUACGUGCUGCACGCCGUCACGCAGGCCGCAGCCCACGGCUACAGAUGUGUGGUCUUCAACAACAGAGGCUUCGGCGGGGAGGAGUUACUUACACCGCUCACUUUCUGUGCCGCCAACACGUCCGAUCUGGAGCUGGUGGUCCAACAUGUGAAAAGCCUCUACCCACAAGCCCCAGUUUUUGCCGUGGGUUUCUCUUUAGGAGGCAUGUUACUGCUGAACUACCUCGGCCGGAAAGGCGCCGAGUCGGGUUUGGUGGCGGGCCUGACAGUCUCUGUACCCUGGGAUGCGCUUAAGUCGGCGCAAAGCAUGGAGGAAGCGCUCAACUGGCUGCUCUUCAACACACACCUCACGAGAGGACUGUGUCGCGCCGUGCUCAGGCACAGGAAGAUGCUGGACAAAGUGGUGGACAUCGACCACGUCCUCAAGGCACGCAGCAUCCGUGAAUUUGACGAGCGCUUCACGGCGCCGCUGUUUGGCUACGAGUCGUGCACGGAGUACUACCGCCACGCCAGCCCCGACUGGAAGCUCCAGAGUAUCGCCGUGCCCGUUCUGUGCCUCAACGCUGCCGACGACCCCUUUUCCCCGCAAUGCGCUUUUCCGUUGAGUGUAGCCAAAGACCUACCCAACGUGGCGCUUGUGGUGACGUCCCACGGUGGGCACAUCGCCUUCUUGGAAGGUUUGUUCCCGCGCGCCGCCGGCUACAUGGAGCGUGUCUUCAGCCAGUUCGUCCGAGCCGUCUUGGAACACCCGCAGGAUGUCCGCCAAGCCUGUGGCCUGGCGUGCAGCUGAAUGUACACUUGUAGCACACAAAAAAAAAAAAAA